Messenger RNA from Portunus trituberculatus (swimming crab), 3871 nucleotides. RefSeq names its product potassium voltage-gated channel subfamily KQT member 1-like. Gene Ontology annotation, biological process: transmembrane transport; potassium ion transport. The record is from RefSeq and is a predicted model, not a curated record. Gene Ontology annotation, molecular function: protein binding; voltage-gated potassium channel activity. Lineage: Eukaryota; Metazoa; Arthropoda; Malacostraca; Decapoda; Portunidae. The coding region runs from base 968 to 3523 and encodes 851 amino acids. The transcript is spliced from 20 exons. Gene Ontology annotation, cellular component: membrane.
GUUCACUAGUAUACAAGCGGCCGUCGAGGUGUCCAGAGCUACCCGGCCGCGUCCUUGUGUCUCCCGCUUACUCCUGGCGGUGGGCUGAGUCCCCCUUGCGACCCUUCUCCGCAUCCACGACCUUCUGUCCCUCACUGCAUCCUCACCUCCCUUUGUCUCUUCCCCGACUGCCGUUCCCGUGUCUGAAAGUCUCCAGUGAGGAACUUCGCACGAGAAAACACAACGAAAGCGGCGGAAAGAUGGGUGUCAGUGCGGGAAAGGAGUGCACGAAGGCCCCCUGCUCACAUAAAAGCGGCGUUGGUUCACGUUACCGCCACUUCGCGUCUCGUUAAAAAGUUCUGACUCACUUCUGUAAACUUCGCCGUCGCAGACAUCGCCAUUGUCUCCGUCGCCGCCGUGCGCUCCUUCCCCGCGGGGACUGAGUGAAGAGCCACGGAGCUCUUUUGACGCUAACAUACAGUACCUGAAGCCUCGCCCAGACGCUAUGUCCCCAAGAACACUUAGAAAAGCUAGUCAGUCACAUGAGAACACCGCCAGGUCGAGGAGGUAGUGUGCUGUCUUGACGCGGGAUGCUGAGCGGGAACACGCAAGCAACGCCGCUACCACGAUCUCAGAACCUCUAGUCAUUUACACUGACGGACACGAACAGUAUCUUACGGCACUAAUCAUAUGUCAUGUUCAAAUCGUUGGGUGAACUCUGGGCGGCAAUGGAGUCCCCGACAGGGCGUGCUAGCGGGUGUGCUUUGCCUCGCGGACACUAGGCAGAGGACGCGUUGAGGGGCGGCAAGAAGAUGAGGUGUGAGCGGGCGAGGAGGUGCAAAGGUACCUCGUUCCUGCAAUCAAAACAAGAGUACCUGCUUUGCCUGUAUAUUGCGUUAAUCAAACACAGUGUUCAGCCCGUUUGUUCAGCGGGCAUGACUUCCGUCGGUUAGGUCGCGUGGGUGGGUCGCGCCUCCACCAGCCCAGAAUGAGCCUCCUAGGGAAGCCUAUCAACUAUAAAACUUCACGCCGGGACGUCCGCUACAGGAAAACACAAGCCAGAGUCUACAACUUCCUAGAGCGGCCGCGGGGAGUGAAGGCAGUCAUCUAUCAUAUGUCCGUGUUCUGCACCAUCUUCAUCUGCCUCACCCUGAGCGUUCUGUCCACGGUAAAGGACUACGAAGACCAAGCUACAGAAGUCCUCUUUUAUAUCGAGUCCUUUGUCGUUGUGUGGUUCACUAUUGAAUAUAUUUUGAGAUUAUGGUCGUCCGGGUGUCGUUCGAGAUACCAGGGGUUUUGGGGCAGGAUGAAGUACGCCAAGAGGCCUUUCUGUUGUAUAGACAUAGUAACCAUAGUGGCCUCGGUCGUGGUGCUGGCAAAUGGGUCCGGCGGGCAGGUGGUGUCUGCCGUGCGGGGCCUGCGUUUCUUCCAGAUUCUGCGCAUGGUGAGGAUGGACAGGCGGGGCGGGACCUGGAAGUUACUAGGCUCUGUCGUGUUUGCGCACAGACAGGAACUCAUCACGACGGUGUACAUAGGGUUCCUGGGGCUGAUCUUCUCCUCCUUCCUCGUCUACCUCGUCGAGAAAGACAACAACGACCACUUCAAAAACUUCCCCGACGCUCUGUGGUGGGGAGUGAUAACGUUGUGCACUGUGGGUUACGGUGACGCUGUGCCCAAGACGUGGGGCGGCAAGAUGAUCGCGUCGGGGUGUGCGCUCCUGGGCAUCUCCUUUUUCGCCCUGCCAGCGGGCAUCCUAGGCUCGGGAUUCGCCUUGAAGGUUCAGCAGCAGCAGCGUCAGAAGCACAUGAUUCGGAGAAGGCAACCGGCGGCCACUCUCAUCCAGUGUCUGUGGCGGUGUUACGCUGCUGAUGAGCACUCCAUGUCAGUGGCCACCUGGAAGAUACACCAGGUGCCUCUUCCUUCACCUCCCUCGAGACAAAUAAGCAUCAAGAUCGAGGAAAAGGAAAAGACCCCUUAUCCUACCUCUAUGAGACAACUGAGUUCGAUCAGGCUGUCUCCGGGCCGAAUCUUCAAGCAUAAUGCAUCCUUCGUGACCAGAUUACCCACAAUCCGCCGCCACAGAAACGCUCACUCGCCAUCCAUCAAAAACAGACACACUGAUUCCAAUCAUGCGUUAGACAACCUAGUCAAUUCUAAUAGAAUAAAUACAAGUCACAGUGAAGAUUCUGUUACGAAAGAGUCUUCUGAUGUGGUUCUAACAAAAAAGAACUCAGACGACGAGGACGAUGACCAACCUCGGGUGCUGCAGCUCACCAACCAACACAAGGCAGCCAUCAGAGCCAUCAGGAAGAUUAGGUACUUCCUUGCCAGGCGUAAGUUCAAAGAGGCCCUAAAACCCUAUGAUGUAAAAGACGUUAUAGAACAAUAUUCCUCGGGCCAUGCAGAUCUGCUAACAAGAGUAAAGUACCUGCACGGGAGGCUGGACCAGAUCCUUGGGAAGCAAGGAUCUAAGGCUAAGGAUGUGUACGAGUCCAAGAUUAGUCUUGCUUCUCGCAUCGUGAAGGUGGAAAGACAGGUUGAUGAUAUUGAGUCUAAAUUGGACCAACUAAUUGACCUGUACAUGGAAGAUCGCAAACGCCUUCUGGCUCUGCCUCCACCUGUGACGGGUCUCCUUCCCACCACACCUACCUCUUCUGCUCCCCUUCCUGGCUCCCCUGACAGCUGCAGCAGUGGCCCCACCACCUCCUUUACCCCAAUAACCAGCUCCUCCACUGUCAUACCCUCAUCUUCCCUGACUGUUCCUGGUGCUCCCCCACCCUACACAUCAGUUCUGAAGCCCAAGCCCAUCCUGGUUGACAAACAGGCAUCUGAACCCAACACACCAACUAACAAGUACUUUGAGAGGCCCAUGACCCGAGGCAACUCUGACGUCUCUCAGAGAAUGAAGAAACGAGUUACCCUAAGACUCCCUUGCAGCUCACUGCCGUCCCGUCAUUCCCUGGAGGCCAAGGAGCCAGACUUGCUGCAGGUGCCUCAGGUGGUGCAGAUUGAGCACGCUGGUGCACCUUACAUCGAGGAAGACUGUGAUCCCCGUAACCAAGACGACGACAGCAGUACAAUCAUGACUGAGUACGAGUCCCUAGAGCCAGCCACCAUCAUGGAAGAGAAUGAGUUCUCCUCCAUCACAAUCCCCACCAUCUCAGCCUCUGUUGCACAGGACACCACACUUCAAGUUCCAGCGCCGACCAUCAUUAGCCACCCCCACCACAGCUCUUCCCACCAUCAUCACGCUGCAGAUUUAAAUCACCAUUACCAUACACCACAUCACACCAGCUACUACUCCCACUACCCUUACACGUAUCACCACUAUCCCCGUCACCAUUACUCACACCAUCUCCCUACUCACCACGAGUCCAGGGUCACGUUGUCACCGCCAACCACGUCACCAUCAUCGUCAUAUGCACUACUGCCCGUCCUUGAGCCCCCAGUAUUGGUGGGGGAGAGCAUCGAGCUGCAUGCAACGGAGACUUCCCAGCUCCUGCCUGCACCUGAAAUAGUAACAAUGGAGGAGUCCUCAUCAUGAUGGUGCAAGAAAGGACACUACUUCUUACUCAGGGCAUUCUAAAAAUCUAGUUUGUUGUCCCCUCCCUUUUAUUUAUUUAUUUUUUUUAAUCAUGCAUUUCCAUUAGUCCUACUCACUCACCUAUUCCAUUGUGUGGGAAUCCACUUACCCUUGUGUCCCUCUUGUUUAUGUUCAGGAUUAAUUUACUGUUUUUUGUGUGUGGGAAGUGCUGGUGGAAGUGACAAUUUAUGUGCUGUUGUUGAUGUUGGUUAAGGUUAGUAAGUGUGUGGUUCCUGUGGAGGAGAGACUCAGGGUUGUCUAGGCUGUUGGUGGCCCCACUCAAAAGACAACAUUUUGAUGUAGCAAAAA